Mytilus californianus (California mussel) is the source of this 1432-nucleotide messenger RNA. RefSeq lists its product as uncharacterized. The record is from RefSeq and is a predicted model, not a curated record. The transcript is spliced from 4 exons. Bases 218 to 1432 code for a protein of 404 amino acids. Lineage: Eukaryota; Metazoa; Mollusca; Bivalvia; Mytilida; Mytilidae.
UCCGUUGAUCAACAGGAACUGAUACAUGUAAUAGUAAAAGAAGGCGGAAAACGAAAAGAAAAGAAGUAUUUCAUUCAUCAGUUUCAAAGGUACAUUCAUAUAGACAGGAUGUAGUUUGAAACUUGGCAUUGGUUUGGCUAGAGUGCUGUUAAAGGGCAGUACUGUAGCCAUUGAAGUAGACAAUUGUUAAGAAAUUAUAACUUCUAGAGGAAUCAACAUGAGUCAGUUAUCAUUAGAAGAGUCAAACUUUCUCAAAUUUUACUACCUUAAUUUGAAAGUUGCUUCAAAGGCUGUCAGGGUAUAUUUUGAUUCUGUUCAUCCACCAUCUGGACUUGCAGGAGAGCUUGGAAAGAGUUCUACUUCAGUAACCUUGAAAGGACUUCGGUUUAUAACGAAACUACAACUGCAAACAUUAUACCCUAUUACUGGAAGUACUGUCAGAUCAGAACACUUUGAUACAACACUGAUAGUUUGCCUUUUACGUAACAUGACACCAUGUGAGUGUGCCCCUAUAACAGGAUUUGAUAACUUACCACACCCAGGUGAUACCAGUACAGGAGCAGACCUCGCCAGAGUUAAAUGGUACCGAAACAAGCUAGCACAUAGCGAGGUUGGGAAAUUGUCUCCAGCAGAUUUCAAUCAGUACUGGGGAGAUCUUGAAGGUGCUAUUGAACGUCUUGGAGGAAAAACACUGCUGAAGGAAGCUCAGUCUGCACAACAUAUUGUUUUAGACCAAUCACUAAUACAGAUGUUAAACAAGUUAAGAAUUUGUGUGAAUAAUGUUGCAGAACAUACAGAAAAGAUAGAUAAUCUUCAGAUGGACAUUGAUAAUCAAAAGACCAUUAAAGAAGAACAUGAAAAUAAAAUUCAGCGACUUAAUGAUUCUCUACAGCAAGGAGAAGGUGAGGCACAGAAACUUGCUUCUGAACUUUCUGAUCACAAAGGAACUAUAGACAAAUGUCAAGAGGAGAUUGAAGCAUGUUUGAAAGAAAUAGAGAAGAUGGGCCAUCUAAUGAAAGGGGUACAAGCAAAAGCAUUGGACAGACAGAACAAAGUUGAUGAAUUGACACAGCAUUUAGUUGGACUAGAUUGCAAACAUGAUAAAAAGUCUAAGGAAUUUGAUGAACAGAUGGCAAUACAAGGUAAACAGAUGGCAAAACAUGAUGGACAUUUGGCAAAACAUGAUGAACAGAUGACAAUACAUGGUGAACAGUUGGCAAAACUUGAAGGACAGUUGGCACAAGGACAAUAUAUGGCAAAACAUAAUGGACAGUUGGCAAAACAAGGAGAAAAGAUGGCAAUACAUGAUGAACAGUUGGCAAAACAUGAUGAACAGAUGACAAAACAAGAUAAACAGAUGGUAAAUCAAGGUGAACUGUUGGCAAAACAUGAUGGUCAGUUGGCAAACCAUGAUGAACAGAUGAAGAAGUGA